AUGGUAGUUAAAAUAGAACGAGGAAAAUUGUAAUUACUACCUAAAAUAAAGUAUUACUUCCCAGUUGCUUUAUUUAAUGGGAUUUUUUGGGCCACCAGCAUGCCUUCGCACGUACUUUACGCGUGCCUACAUGAAGACAUUUCAAUUGGCUCUUCUACCAUUGGAGACUUUGCCACUACUCCCACACCUUUGCAAAACUUGUUGAUUUAUUGCCUUUUGACUGUUUAGACUUUUAACACCUCCCUCAUCUACGCCACUUUGUCGGCUCCCAUAUCUAACGAACCCUGGGAUAAGUGUCUCGGGGUCUACUCCCAAAUAACACGCUUCCCGGCUCUUAUCGAGGAGUGGUCGGUAAGCCUAUUUCGAUACUUCACUUCCCUGUUCUACCCUUUCUUUGAGUGCGAUGAUUCAGUCUGGUUUAGUAACUUGAGACUGAAAUGCUGAUGUGUGGAAUCUCUGGAAGAGCAAGAAAUCCGAAGCAUCACAUUUUAUUUCCUAAUUCUUCGUUUUCUUUUUGCAGAAGGCGGUCAGGCUGCUCACACGUCAGCUGGGAAUCAUCAUGUUCGGCGUUAAGUUGACCGACCUUCCUAAUGAGAGCAAAUUAAAGCGUGGCCGACGUUCCUUUGGAGGUUGGUUAUGCGUUCCUUUUCGGUACCCCUUCCUAAGGCUUACGUCCUUUUGUGCCCUUCAUUGGCAUUUGUUUAGGAUGUAAGCUAUCGGUUUGUGGCGAUGCUUUAUGCGAAUAUCCAAAAACUCCACGUUCAGUUUUUUUGGCAAAACUAGAG
Messenger RNA from Spirometra erinaceieuropaei, 785 nucleotides. The record is from the annotation of a GenBank genome assembly. NCBI's taxonomy places the organism in Eukaryota, Metazoa, Platyhelminthes, Cestoda, Diphyllobothriidea, Diphyllobothriidae.